This is a messenger RNA of Daphnia carinata, 1303 nucleotides long. Its product is annotated as zinc-regulated GTPase metalloprotein activator 1-like. Bases 59 to 1213 code for a protein of 384 amino acids. The record is from RefSeq and is a predicted model, not a curated record. Lineage: Eukaryota; Metazoa; Arthropoda; Branchiopoda; Diplostraca; Daphniidae. Gene Ontology annotation, cellular component: cytoplasm. The transcript is spliced from 13 exons.
GUUUUGGAAAGUUAAUCUAAAAAAAUAAGAAUUUAGCCACCAAUCAAAAUUAUGAAUCAUGGAAAAUUUUGAUGAUUCUGACACUAUCCCCGACCUUGUUGUUAUUGUGGACGAUGCGCAGUUGAUAGAUUCAUCUAUUUCUGAUAGUGCUAAUGUCCAAACCGUGCCUGUAACUAUCGUUACUGGUUUUUUGGGAGCCGGCAAAACCACCUUUCUCAAUUUUGUGUUGACUGAACAGCAUGAAAAAAGAAUUGCUGUUAUUCUGAAUGAGUUUGGUGAAGGCAGUGUCCUAGAAAAAAGCCUGGCAGUAGGGACGCAAGGAGAUUUAUAUGAAGAAUGGCUAGAACUACGUAAUGGUUGUCUUUGCUGCUCAGUUAAAGAUAAUGGAGUGAAAGCAAUAGAAAACCUGAUGAAGAAAAAGGGUAGGUUUGACUACAUUCUUUUGGAGACUACUGGCUUGGCUGAUCCUGGACCAAUUGCUUCACUUUUUUGGCUGGACAGUGAGCUCUGCAGUGAUAUUCAUCUAGACGGCAUAAUAACGUUGGUCGACGCCAAACACGGAUUAAGGCAAAUUAAUGAGAAGAAACCAGAUGGUUCAGUCAACGAAGCCAUAAGACAAAUCGCGCUGGCCGACGUUAUUGUGAUAAAUAAAGAAGACCUCGUCACAAAAGAGGACCUUUUAGAAUUGAAAAAUCACGUUCAGGCUAUUAAUAGCGAAGCAACUUUCGUUACCACUCAACACGGCAGGGUCAAUCUGGAAGCUGUACUGGAUCUAGGGCUCUAUUACCAAACGACCAACCGCAGGCCUUUUGAAAAUACCCCGGCAAAAUUUUCUAGUCCGUCAAACAGUCAUCUGGAUUUGUCUGUACGUAGCGUGACGCUCGAAUUGAAUGAACGGCUCACCCCAGAGAUUGUAGACGCCUACUUACAACGUCUUUUGUGGGAAAAAGAUGUAGUUAAUUCGGAAGGAUUGACGCUUGAAAUAUUCCGUUUAAAGGGUAUCGUACGGUAUUCACAGCCGGAAUCAGAAUCCUCAUCCGUUGUCAUCAUUCAAGCCGUUUACGACACAUACGACGUAAUGCCAAUCAAACCAGAAGCGUCCGAAGCAGGAAAUCUGAGCUUAGAACCCGAUGCCCGCUUUGUUUUUAUCGGUCGCAAUUUAGAACUGCUUACCCUGAGAAACGUCUUGUUGCAGCUCCUUCAUCCUGAUUAACAGCAUGGCUAAUGGUAUCAGUCAGACUUUCCCCACGCACUUUCAAUAAAAACCGAAAGUUUGAAUUCCAAGAAUGAAACGUUUAGCUUA